Aphanomyces invadans is the source of this 12540-nucleotide messenger RNA. RefSeq lists its product as hypothetical. The transcript has 13 exons. The record is from RefSeq and is a predicted model, not a curated record. The coding region runs from base 1 to 12495 and encodes 4164 amino acids. Gene Ontology annotation, molecular function: dynein light intermediate chain binding; dynein intermediate chain binding; minus-end-directed microtubule motor activity. NCBI's taxonomy places the organism in Eukaryota, Oomycota, Saprolegniomycetes, Saprolegniales, Verrucalvaceae. Gene Ontology annotation, biological process: microtubule-based movement. Gene Ontology annotation, cellular component: dynein complex.
AUGGAGAGCGACCGCGAUAGCCUGGGCAUCGAGGAUGCAGGACCGGUUGAGAGCUUGGACAGCAUGGCAAACACGCCGACGCCAGAGGACGAAGCCGAACAGGCAAGGCUGAUGCUCGAACAGCGAUUCAAACUGCACAAGCGCUUACGCAAGGAAGCCAAGGCCAAGCACGACACGAUUAAAGCCAACGCCAGCCGACGAAAGGAUUCGCAUGUCGACCAUAAAAACAUGCCGCACAAGUGGAAAGAUGCCGCCGUGCUCGAGCAAGAGCUCAAGCACCGAGAGCACACCAAAGUUCUCAUGGGACCGGAACCGAUUCGGCCAUUUCCUGGUAAGGUGUACACCACUGCACCCAUUCGAGAUCGCGACGCCGACAUGUUGGCUGCAAUUGACGAUUAUGCUUCGUCCGCGGCGAAGAAAGAACGGGAAUCGAACGCCGAUUUGGACGAAUACCUAAAACUCGACCAGUCCAAGCUUCCGCUCCAUCAGUUUGACAGCUCCGAGUACGACACCAAGUCCCCCGAAGAACUGCUCAAAGAGUGCAAAACCGGGGCGUCACCAUACUUUGUCAAGGGCGAGUGGCGCUGGCGACCGUGCCUCAUUCUGUCGUACAAUCCAGACACGGAAAAGUACACAAUUCAGUUUCAGGGGUCCGACAAAGACAAGACCGUCCGCCGUAUCAACUUGCGAUUCGACACGGAGGAGCCAACGGCAUUUCAAAACCGGAUCGACGAAGCCAUUCGGCGGCGCGAAGAUGCCAAAGCGCACAUGCGUUUUGACUACUUUGUAGCGCAGCAGUCCGUCAUGGAACCAAGGGCGAUGGGCCGCACAACGCUGGAAGGAAUCCACCGCCGCGUCGUCGACGGCCUCAUGCCCGACGUUGUCGUCGAAGAAACGCAUGCCCAGCUGCUUCGCAACCUCACCGACGUCGUCAUCCGCGAGUACACUCGCACGAUGAAGAAAGCCGUGCUGUGGUAUCGUCUCACUUUUGACAAGCAACUCCUGGAAAAGUACAAGUCGCUCAACUUGACCCCCGUGCCGUUGCCGCCGGCCAUCCCCGAGUUUGGCAAAAUCCAAAUCCCCGACACCAUCGGAUUCCCCAGGUUCCGCAAGAAAAUUGCUACCAAGCACUACACCGCAUCCGCUGGGUUCCUCAACGUCCUCAUGAAGGUUUACCACGGAUGGGAGAGUGCGUUCAUUCAUCUGACGUUCUGCGCGACCACGUUUGACGCGCUGCAGUUGCCGUGCCGCCUGCUCGAUUUUUCCGAGAUUCAGGUCGCCCACUGCGCCAAGAUCACGGAAAUGCUCUCGGUGGACUGGCGACGUGCAAUAUCGGAAAAUUUGGUCGACAGCUUGCAAGACGAAUACGAUUUCUUCAUUUCAGACCGCGACGAGUACGAAGUUGGGGAGCUCAAGCGGCUCCUCAUGAGCAUUCGCGUCCGCAUGGCGUCUCAAAUUCGCGUGGUUGUCGAGCAGUCGACGGAAGCCUGGGUCAAGCUCGUGCAUGCCAAAGUCAAGACCAACAGCCCGGUCACGUCGUUGUUUGACGUGCACUUGGUCGUAACGAGCGACGGCGACGUCGAGAUGAAUCCGUCGCAGAACGACAUCAAGGCGGCUAUGCUCACGCCGCUCGAAACGAUGGUGCACAACGUGAGUGAGAUGGAGGUCAUCGACCACGACUUGCUCUCGCUCUUGAAUCUGGAUCGCGUCAAGCUGUUCGACCUGACCGUCAAAAACGACAUCACAUCAAUGUUCGCGGUAGAAACCGUGUCGAAACUGGGCACUGCGCGCCGUGACAUCCUCAAGUGCCUUGGCGACUCCCUCGCACAGGUUCAGCCCAUCACGGACGCAUACGCCAAACAUGCCCGACUGCUUGGCAUGGACGCGGCCACGUACAUGAAGCAGUUCAAGAAAGAUCACCCGGCCCCGGUCCCGUUGGACAUUCUGUGCGACGCAAUUCGCCAGUUCCAUUCACUCGUGCUCGAAGUUGAAACACUCAGCUUUGACCAAACGUCAUUUCCACUCGUGUGCGUCAACACGAUCGGAAUCAAAGCCACGUUGCGAGAGAAGAGCAUUGCCAUCCGCAACGCCUUGAUUGAGUACAUUGUGCUCGACGCCCGCGACAAGAACGUCGAAAUCAGCCGACGGUACCAGGCCAUCUUGAAACGAAUCACGGAGAAACCGACCAACGAAGCCGAGUUGGCCGCGCUCAAGGACUUUGUCAACGCAAGCAAGAUUACGAUUGCUGGCAUCCAGAAAGAAGUUGACGAGAUCCACGCCAGGCUGAACGCGCUCGGCGAGUUUUCGCACACCAUAUCGGACGACGACUUUCGGUUGGCAUGGAGCACGAAGGAAUGGCCGUUGCGGGUGGCGCAUGCCGCCGACACGUGCGACUCGGCGCUCGAGGAGGACAAGCUUCGCAUGAUGGACAAACUUGCGCUGGAGAAGGAACAAUUCGAAUUGGACCUAGAGAGGUACGAAAAGGAAGUGGCGUUGUUCAAAACGUACGGUGAGAUCGACCGCACGGAAAAGUACGUGGAAAUCGCGUCCACGUUGUACGACUCGAUCAUGGAAGCCAAGGCCAAAGCGGACAACUUCAAUCAGCGCGAAGCCGUGUUUGGGUUCCGCCCCACCGAAUACGCCAUGAUUGGAAAGUUGGAAACGGACUUUCAGCCGUACUACCGCCUCUGGACCAUGUGCUCCGAAUUCAACAUUAGCAAGCAGGCGUGGCUGACCGGACCCUUCCUGGAGCUCAAGGGGCCCGAGAUUGACACCAACGUGACCGAGUGGUGGAAAGCCAGCUACAAGUUGAGCAAACAAUUGGCCGACGAGGCGCCAGGGUCCGCCGAAGUCGCGCUCAUCUUACGCGAACGCACGGACGAAUUUCGGUUGUAUUUGCCCGUGAUUCAGUCGCUAGCGAGUCCGGCCUUGCGCGAGCGCCAUUGGGAACUCCUGCGCAACAAAAUUGGCCUGGAAGAAACGGACGAAGAACUCACGUUGAACCAGCUCCUGGACAAAGGCAUCACGCAGCACAUUGAAACGAUUCAAGAAGUGAGCAUGGUCGCCGAGAAAGAGUACACAUUGGAAAAGAACCUCAGCGCCAUGAUCAGCGAGUGGGAGCCGAUCGAGUUUGAGUGCCUCCCAUACCGUGAGACUGGCACGUACUUGAUCAAAAGCGUCGACGACAUCAUUGCUCUCCUGGACGACCACAUUGUCAAAACGCAGACGAUGCGGGGGUCGCCCUACGUCAAGAACAUUGAAAAGGAGUGCAAAGCGUGGGAAAAGAAGCUGCAGUACUCGCAACAGCUCAUUGACGAGUGGAUGACGUGCCAGCGCACGUGGUUGUACCUGGAAGCGAUCUUCAGUUCCGAGGACAUCAUGCGGCAAAUGCCAACGGAAGCACGGCGAUUUGCGUCCGUGGACGCGUUGUGGCGGAAAACGAUGGAGGACACAGUCGCGGACCCAAACUUUAUGAACGUGAUGAACAUGGACAAGUUGCUCCAAAAGUUCCAAAAGGCCAACGAAAAGCUCGACGAGAUUCAAAAGGGCCUGAACGACUACUUGGAAAUGAAGCGACUGUACUUUCCUCGGUUCUUCUUCUUGUCGAAUGACGAGCUUCUCGAGAUCUUGAGCCAGACGAAGGAACCCAAGGCAGUGCAGCCCCAUUUAGGCAAAUGCUUUGAAGGGAUCAACAAAGUCACGUUCACGAAUGUGCUGCUCAUCACGGAGAUGAUUUCAAGCCAAGGCGAGACGGUGCUGCUCAAGAACACUGUCAACCCGGAAAGCGCCAAGACCAAAGGCAACGUCGAGAUGUGGCUGCUCGAGCUCGAGGUGUAUCAGUGGGACACGAUCCGUGACCACACCAUGCGUGCCAUUGGGACGUACCCGAACGAAGUCCGAGAAGAGUGGAUUCUCAAGUGGCCCGCCCAAAUCGUGCUCGGCGCGUCGCAAGUGUACUGGACGCAAGACGUCAACAAAGCGAUCGUGGACAAGGGAAACGAAGGCCUGAAAGAGUACGUCGAGGUGCUCAACUCGCAGCUGGACAAGGUCGUCAUGUUGGUCCGCGGCAACCUCACAAAACUUGAACGGACCACCAUCGGCGCAUUGGUUGUGAUUGACGUGCACGCCCGCGACACAAUUGCGCACAUGAUUCAAAAAGGCGUUGAGAACGACCAGGACUUUGAGUGGAUAUCCCAGCUUCGGUACUACUGGAUCGAAGGUGCCAAGACAAAGGGCGAAAUGGACCUCCAAGCUCGUAUCGUCAACGCGCGAGUCAAGUACGGCUACGAGUACCUUGGCAACACGAUGCGACUGGUGAUCACGCCGCUGACCGAUCGGUGCUACCGCACGAUGAUGGGCGCGAUCGACUUGUUGUACGGCGGUGCCCCGGAAGGCCCGGCCGGGACAGGCAAAACGGAAACGGUCAAGGAUCUCUCGAAAGCCAUAGCGAUCCAGUGCGUCGUAUUCAACUGCUCGGACGGGCUCGAUUACUUGGCGAUGGCCAAGUUCUUCAAAGGCCUGGCAGGAUGCGGCUCGUGGUGCUGCUUUGACGAAUUCAAUCGGAUCAACAUCGAAGUGUUGUCUGUCAUUGCCCAGCAAAUCCUGACCAUCAACGAAGGGAAGAAGGCCAACGUGGACAAGUUUAUGUUUGAAGGCACGUACAUCAAACUAAACGCAAGCGCCAACGUGUUCAUCACGAUGAAUCCUGGGUACGCUGGUCGUGCCGAGUUGCCGGACAACUUGAAGGCGCUCUUUCGCCCGUGUGCUAUGAUGGUGCCAGACUACGCUCUAAUUUCGGAGAUCCGCCUGUACUCGUUCGGUUUUGCCAACGCGCGUGCCAAUGCGCGAAAGUUGACCCAAGUGUUGCAAUUGAGUUCCGAGCAACUGAGUUCGCAAAAGCACUACGACUACGGCAUGCGUGCCGUCAAUUCGAUUCUUGUCGCGGCCGGAAACUUGCGCCAGCAAUUGGGCGACGACCCGUUCUGGACCGAAGACAAAAUCGUGUUGCGCUCGGUCCAAGACGUCAACUUACCCAAGUUCACGACGGAUGACUUGCCUCUCUUUCGUGGCAUCACGUCCGACUUGUUUCCAGGCGCGGACAUUCCUUCCCCCGACCACGGCCGAUUGAUUCCUAUGAUUGAUCUCAUGUGCACGCAAGGCAUCAGCAUCGCCCCCGACACCCUCACGAGGCUGCAACCCAAGAUAGAAUUCAAGCAAAAGGUGGUCCAGCUUUAUGAAACGGUGUUGGUGCGCCACGGACUCAUGGUGGUCGGCAUCACUGGCAGUGGAAAGACGUGCAUUGUUCACACAUUGGCCGCUGCCAUUACCGCCGUCUACAACGAAAGCGAGGGCAAGAAUCAAUCGCUCGUCCACAUCCACACGAUGAACCCCAAGUCGAUCACGUCGGGUCAACUGUACGGGAACUUUGACGAAAACACGCACGAAUGGAGCGACGGCGUCCUGGCCAAGACGUACCGCGACUGUGCGCGGGACACCACGGACGAUCGACAAUGGGUCAUGUUUGAUGGUCCUGUCGACGCCGUCUGGAUCGAAAACAUGAACACCGUCCUGGAUGACAACAAAAAGCUGUGCUUGAUGAGCGGGGAAAUCGUGAAAAUGACGGACCGCAUGACAAUGAUGUUCGAGACCGAAGACCUCGAAGAGGCGUCUCCGGCGACAGUGAGUCGCGUCGGGAUGAUCUUCCUCGAGCCCAAGAACCUCGGGUGGGAAACCCUCAUGAAGACAUGGUUGGAGUACACCCUCGCUCAAGAGCUUCGCCCAAACGCAACAUACAUUCAAAAUCUAUUCGAGUGGCUCGUGCCGCCGCUGCUCUUCUUCGUGGAUAAAAACUGCGUUGUGCCCACUCCUGUGACGUUCUUGGAGCUAGUGGCGUCGCUCAUUCGACUCUUCCAGUGCAUUUUGGACAUCCCGACCACAAACUUGAGCUCCGACAUCAACAGCGUGUUGGAAGGCAUGUUUUUCACGGCCAUCAUUUGGUCGUUGGGCGCGUGUGUCGACACCAAGUCCCGUCAACUCUUUGACGUGUACUUUCGAGAGCUCACGUCGGGUGCGAUCUCGGCCGAUACCAACGAAGCGUACGGGAAUUUUGUGCUCAAGAACCCUGGGUACCACGUCAUUCCUCGGGCGACAAACGUCCCGUUUCCAGACGACGGGACGAUCUACGACUACCGCUUUGACGGGAAGAAAGCCGCGUGGUUCAACUGGAUGGACGCGUCUUCAUCGUCAUCCAUUCCCCGCGACAUGCCGUACACGUCGAUUCUGGUACCCACGAUCGAUACAGAGCGCAACGCGUGGCUCCUGGACACCUUGCUCACGCACCAUUACCACGUCAUGUGCACGGGGGACACUGGCACCGGCAAAUCCGUGUCGAUCAAAAAGAAGCUCUUGACCGGGCUCAACGAGUCGUUUUCGUCCAUCUUUCUCAAUUUUAGCGCCCAGACGAGCGCGAAUCAAACCCAGGACAUUAUCGAGAGCAAACUGGACAAACGACGAAAGGGCGUGUUGGGUCCGCCCCUGGGAAUGAGUUGCGUGAUUUUUGUCGACGACCUAAACAUGCCUGCAAAGGAAACGUACGGCGCCCAGCCGCCGAUUGAAAUCUUGCGCCAGUGGAUGGGCCAUGGUGGCUGGUACAACCGCAAAGACAAUUCGUUCCUGCAACUCGUCGACGUUCAAUUCAUGGCUGCGAUGGGCCCUCCAGGUGGUGGCCGCACCAAAAUCACCCAGCGGUACAUUCGGUAUUUCAACUUGAUCAACUUUGUUCCGUUUGACACGACCAGUUUGAAGUUGAUCUUUUCCAAGAUCAGCGACUGGUUCCUCAUGAACUUUCCAGCGUCCAUUAAAGCGCUGACGACGCCGUUGGUCGCGGCCACGAUCGACAUUUACGACUGCAUCUCGUCGACGCUGCUUCCGACGCCGGCCAAGUCGCACUACACGUUCAACUUGCGCGACUUGUCCAAAGUGUUUCAAGGUAUUUCUCAAGGCACGCCAGACGUGCUCAAGGAACCCAAGGACGUUGUGCGGCUGUGGAGCCACGAGUGCCUUCGCGUGUUUCACGACCGAUUGAUCGACGCCCCAGACCGCACGUGGUUCCAACAAGUACUGGGGGAGACUGUGCACCGCCAUUUUAACUUCACCUACAUCAAAGACGUCCGGGGACCGAAUGACGUGCUCAUCUAUGGCAACUUUGGCGACGCCAAAGCCAACAAGAAAGUGUACGCCGAGCUCCGCGAUCGGGAAUUGCUGCAAUCGUCCAUGUCACUGUACUUGGACGACUUCAAUAACAUGACGUCCGCGCCGAUGAGCCUCGUGUUGUUCCAGAACGCGAUCGAGCACGUCGCGCGCAUCAGCCGCGUGAUUCACCAACCUUACGGAAACUCGUUGUUGGUGGGGGUCGGUGGCAGCGGUCGCAAGUCACUCACAACGUUGGCCGUGUCGAUGGCCGACUUCAAGCUGUUCCAAAUUGAGAUUUCGAAAACGUACUCGAGGACGGACUGGCGCGCCGACUUGAAAAAGGUGCUGCAGCUCAGCGGGGUGGCGAACCAGCCCACCGUGUUCCUCUUCAGCGACACCCAGAUCGUCGAGGAGGGGUAUCUGGAAGACAUUAAUGGGAUCCUGAACACAGGGGAAGUGGCCAACUUGUGGGCCAACGACGAGCUCAUGACGAUCAACGAAAGCUUGGAAAGCGCGGCGAGUGCCGCUGGGCUCAACACUGGCAACGCCGCCGAAGUGUACAACUUUUUCGUGUCGCGAUGUCGCACGAAUCUGCAUGUCGUGCUCGCGUUGAGCCCAAUUGGGGAUGCGUUUCGACGCCGGCUGCGGAUGUUUCCGUCCUUGGUGAAUUGCUGCACGAUCGACUGGUUCACCGAAUGGCCAGAAGAAGCCCUGCGAAGCGUGGCGGAUCACUUCUUGGUCGACAUCGAGAUGCCGUCAAGUUUGAAAACUGGGCUCGUCGACGUCUGCGUCGACAUGCAGGAGCGCGUGUCCCAAAUGUCCAAGGAAUUUCUCCAAAGUCUCCGUCGACACUACUACGUGACGCCAACGUCGUAUCUCGAGUUGAUCAACACGUUCAAGAAGCUCCUCAACACAAAGCGAACGGAAGUGAGCCAGAUGAAGAAGCGGUACGACAACGGGCUGACCAAGCUCAUGGAGACCGCGGACCAGGUCGAGAAGAUGCAAGUCGAGUUGGAAGCGCUCCAACCGAUGCUAAAAGUCGCCACGGUCGAAACGGACGCGCUGCUCGAGACCAUUUCACGAGAGCAAAAGGACGCGAAUGAAACGAAAACGGUCGUCGCCGCCGAAGAAGCGCAAUGCAACGAGCAAGCGGCAGCGGCGAUGGAAAUCAAAACGUCGUGCGAGGCAGGUCUUGCAGAAGCGAUUCCCGCGCUCGAAAUGGCCGUGAAAGCGCUGCAAACGCUGACCAAGGGCGACAUCACGGAAGUGAAAGCGAUGAAGAAACCACCCGAUGGUGUCAAGCUCGUUAUGGAGGCGGUGUGCAUCAUGAUGGGCGUAGCUCCAGUCAAGGUCAAGGAUCCAGCCGGGGGAAACAAAAAGGUCGACGACUACUGGGGCCCAGCUCAAAAGACGCUCUUGAACGACACCCGAUUUCUUCAAAACCUCCUCGAGUACGACAAGGACAACAUCCAAGAGGAAACUGCAAACAAGGUGACGCCGUACACGACCAACCCGGACUUUUCGCCGCCGAUUAUCAAGAAGGCGAGUGUCGCUGCUUCCGGACUGUGUUCGUGGGUACAUGCCAUGAUUGUGUACAAUCGCGUGUCGAAACAAGUCGCUCCAAAGCGGGAGGCGCUCAAGGUCGCGACGGCGCAGUUGGAAACCGCGCAAUUCAACUUGAAAGCAAAACAGGACGCAUUGCAAGUCGUCCUGGACAAAGUUGCUCGGCUUGAAGCUGACUUGGCCGGCGCGAUGAAGAAGAAGGCCGAUUUGCAAUUUCAAGUCGACGACUGCAGCAAGAAGCUCAUUCGUGCCAACCAAUUGAUCGGGGGACUUGGCGGCGAACGGAGCCGGUGGCAAGAAAUGAGCGCCAAGCUCCAAAUCGUGUACGACAACGUUGUCGGCGACAUCAUGCUCAGUAGUGGUGUCAUCGCGUACUUGGGAGCGUUCACGUCGACGUUCCGCGAAAAAGCCGUCAGCCACUGGAGCGUGGAAUUGAAGCACAAGGGCAUUACGUGCUCAGACAAGUACAGCCUCACGACCACUCUGGGGGACCCCGUCAAGAUUCGAGAAUGGACGAUUGCCAAGCUCCCGAAUGACUCGUUCUCGAUCGACAACGCCAUCAUGAUGCAACGAAGCAACCGAUGGCCGCUCAUGAUCGAUCCCCAAGGACAAGCGAACCGAUGGAUCAAAAACAUGGAAGACAAGAAUGGCGUCAAGGUCGUCAAGCUGUCCCAAGCCGGAUUCGUUCGGGCUUUGGAGAACGCGAUCAUGGUCGGCGCCCCGUUUCUGAUUGAAAACGUGCCCGAGGAAAUCGACCCGAUGCUGGAACCUGUGCUGCUCAAGCAAAUUGUCAAGGCUGGGGGCGUCCUGACCAUCCGUCUCGGCGACAACACGGUCGAGUACGACGUCAACUUUCGCAUGUACUUGACAACCAAGCUGCGCAACCCGCACUAUCCCCCCGAAACGUGUGUCAAAGUCAACCUCCUCAACUUUAUGGCGACCGAGGAAGGGUUGCAAGAUCAAAUGCUCGGGAUCGUUGUCGCCAAAGAAGAGCCUGUUCUCGAAGCGCAGCGAGAAAAACUUGUGCUCGAAGACGCCGCCAACAAGAAAACGCUCAAAGAGAUCGAAGACACGAUCUUGCACAUGCUGCAGACGGCGGAAGGCAACAUCCUGAACGACGAACGGCUCAUUGAAACCCUCGGCGCAUCGAAAGUCACGGCCACCAAGAUCGAAGAAAAGGUACAAGAGGCGGCAGCGACUCAGUUGAUCAUUGCGGAAAAGCGCGCUGGGUACACCCCCGUGGCGUUUCGGGCAUCGCAGCUCUUCUUUUGCAUUGCCGAUCUGUCCGUGAUUGACCCCAUGUACCAGUACGCUCUCGAGUGGUUUAUCCAGUUGUUUGUGUACUCGAUUGCGCGGGCCGAGAAGAGCUCGGACUUGAACAAGCGGCUGAUGUUCUUGAACGACCAGUUCACCUACACGCUGUACGUGAAUGUGUGCCGUUCGUUGUUUGAAAAGGACAAGUUACUGUUUGCGUUUCUGCUCACGGUCAAAAUUCUCACGGGCAACGGGACGAUUCAAGCGAGCGACUUGCGAUACUUCUUUACUGGCAACACGACGAUGGACACGACCAAGCCAAAUCCGAGUCCCGGCAUCCUCAGUGUCAAGACAUGGGCCGACAUUGUCGGGCUGGAUGGGUUGCCCGCAUUCCACAAUUUUUCCGACAACUUUGUGCGGGAUUUGCCGCUGUGGGUGGCUGCAUACAACUCGCACGAUCCCAUGGCCGACCUCGACACCAUUCCAUCCGUGGCAUCGUUCGACUUGUUCCAGAAGCUGAUUGUUCUGCGCUGCUUUCGGCCAGACAAAGUCGUCCCAAGUGUUAUGGCAUUCGUGGCCAGUAUGAUCGGACAGCGCUUCAUCGAGCCGCAGCCGUUCGAUCUUAAAGCGGGCUAUGACGACUCGACAUGCGCGACGCCUCUCAUCUUUGUGCUGACGCCGGGUGCGGAUCCCAUGUCGGAACUGCUCAAGCUCGCCGCCGAGCUCGGGUUCACCAAGAAAUUUGUCGUCAUCUCGUUGGGGCAAGGCCAAGGGCCUUUGGCUGAAAACGCGAUUGCGGAAGCCAUUGACAAUGGCAACUGGGUCUGUCUCCAAAAUUGCCACUUGAGUGUGAGUUGGCUGCCCACCCUCGAGCGAUUGUGCGAAGAAAUCACGCCCGACCGCGUGCAUGCCUCGUUCCGGCUGUGGCUAACGUCCGAGCCGUCCCGACAAUUCCCGCCAUUUAUCCUUCAAAACGGGGUCAAAAUGACCAACGAACCUCCCAAAGGCAUGCGGGCCAACUUGAAAGGAAGCUUUCUCACGUUCACAGACGAAUGGCUUGACUCGUCGUCUCGACCGAAAGCGUUCAAGAACCUCCUCUUUGGCUUGUGUUUUUUCCACGCGACGGUCCGCGAACGCACCAAGUUUGGGCCCCUCGGGUGGAAUAUCAAGUAUGUGUUUUCGGGCUCGGACUUGAACAUUUCCAAGGAUCAACUCAAGAUUUGCAUCGACGACCUCCAUGCGACCGAUGCGAUUCCGUACGCCGCCUUGGCCUACUUGGCUGGUGAGUGCAACUACGGUGGUCGCGUCACCGACGACAAGGAUCGCCGGUGCAUCGUGAAUACGCUCUCUGACUUUUACACUCCUGCCAUCCAAGACGAGGGGUACAAGUUCAGCCCGUCGGGCACGUACUACUGCCCGCCACCCGGGCCUCUGUCGUCGUAUUUGUCGUACAUCGAUUCGCUCCCGAUGAACGAAGGCCCGGAGGUGUUUGGCUUGCAUGACAACGCAAACAUUUCGUGUGCGAUCGCGGAAACCAACUUGCUACUCGAGUCGGCACUGUCCCUUCAGCCGAGAAGCAGCGGCGGCGGCGGCAAGUCGUGGGAUCAAUCGUUGGCGGAGGCGGCGUCCGACAUUAGCCAUCGUAUUCCGCCCGUGUUUGACACGGAAAAGGCCGACUUGGACUUCCCCGUGAGCUACGACGAAAGCAUGAACACUGUGCUAACCCAAGAGCUCAUUCGGUUCAACCGGUUGAUCGUUGUCAUUUCCCGAAGUCUGAAGGAAGUCCAGCGAGCCCUGAAAGGCCUUGUCGUCCUUUCUGCCGAGUUAGAAGCCAUGGGCAACAGCAUGGUGAAUGGACAAGUGCCAGUCAUGUGGUCGAGUUGUGCAUACCCGUCCCUAAAGCCCCUUGGAAGCUGGGUCACCGACUUUUUGGAGCGCCUCUCGUUCUUGCAAAAGUGGAUCGAUGCCAAGCAAAGCCCCACCACGUACUGGAUAUCAGGCUUUUUCUUCACACAAGCCUUUAUCACGGGCACGCUUCAGAACUUUGCCCGAAAGCACACGCAGCCCAUCGAUCAGUGCGGCUUUGACAUGCAAGUGCUGUCCGCCGAAGCAUCCAGUGCCAUCACAUCCCGCGCGCCGGACGGAGCUUACAUUUACGGUCUCUUCAUGGAAGGAGCGCGUUGGGAAAACUCCUCCAUGUCGAUCGUGGAGUCGCGGAAUCGGGAGUUGCAUGUCGCGAUGCCGAUGAUCCUUCUCCUUCCGAAGCGGCGCGACCACAUCGAGCCCGUCAAGGACUCGGACCCCAAGGGCACAGCCCAUGUGUACAUGUGCCCCGUGUACAAGACGAGCUUUCGCCAAGGGACGCUGUCGACGACCGGCCACUCGACAAACUUCGUAAUGUUCAUCCGCGUCCCCAUGGCGCAAGAACACAACCAAAAGCAUUGGAUUCGCCGGGGCGUCGCCAUGCUGACCCAGCUCGACAUUUAGGAUAGUUAGUUGAGUGUGUGAAAUCCACUUUCUUGAUUGUUGCGA